AUGAGACCAGAUAAUGAUAUACAUGUUGUUGAAAGUCCCAUAAAUGACCCCCACAUAUUUCCCACCGACAGCGGCGGUUCCACCGGUGCAUCAGGUUAUUCCAAUGCUUCUGACUUGGAAUCAGCAGUAUCAUCCUCCGACUCAUCAUCAGGUCGAUUCAAUCCACGAUAUAUAGCUCAAGAUUUCAUAGAUUCUUUCAAACCGUUUGAUUUUACAAUUCUUCCCCCGGUAUAUUUCAAAAAACCAGAGCAACAAACAGAUACCAGCAGUUCAGACGAGCCUAAACUCCACCCUAACCACCCGCAGUUCGACUACUCCCAUUUAACCGACCUUGAACGUGACGCUUUAGUCACAUCCACAUCACCAUUAUCCAAACACUUAAAGACCCGACAUUUGACCUUGAUUUCAUUGGGGGCGGUAAUAGGUACCGGUCUAUUCAUCAGUUCCGCCAACGCACUAGCCCAUGCUGGACCACUAGGUAAUGUCCUUGUAUGGAUAUAUAUCGGAAGCAUAGUGUUCACCACCAUGUCCAGUCUUGCGGAAUUAGCCACCGCGUUCCCCGUAAGUGGAGCGUUCGUGACAUACACCACAUUAUUUAUUGACAGUUCAUUUGGAUUUGCCAUUGCUUGGAACUACGCAUUACAAUGGCUCACCACCAUGCCCUUACAGUUAAUUGCUGCAUCUCUAACAAUCAAAUUCUGGACCGACAGUAUCAAUCCGGCCGUCUUCAUUACCAUAUUCUACGUUGUUAUUGUAUUAAUUAAUCUAUUUGGAGUGAAAGGGUAUGGAGAAGCAGAGUCGUUCCUUAGUGUCAUGAAAAUCCUUGCCGUAGUGGGAUUCAAUAUUCUCGCCAUCGUCAUUGUCACAGGCGGUGUUCCUGGCCAGCCAUACAUUGGUGCAAAAAAUUGGCACCCACCUGAAGGUGGAUUAUUCAAUGAUAGACAGCCAUUCAAGCAAAUGUGUUAUAUAAUAUCCAAUGCAUCCUUUGCAUAUGCCGGCAGUGAAAUCUUUGCUCUUGCCAGUGUUGAAUCAGCCACACCGAGAAAAUCGAUAAACAGGGCCAGAUUGCAGAUUUUCUAUCGUGUCAUGUUGUUCUACAUAUUCUCCAUGGUGAUGAUUGGAUUCCUUAUUCCAUACACGUCACCUAAACUUCUCGGAUCGGGAUCGAAAGCUGCAAUAUAUAAUGCCGACGCAAACGCAUCACCAUUUGUAAUUGCCGUGAAAAAUGCCGGUAUAAAAGCCUUACCAUCAAUUAUGAACGUUGUUAUUAUAAUCACGGUGUUGUCCGUGGGUAACGCCUCAGUUUACGGAUCAUCAAGAGUAAUGUGUGCCUUGGGAUCUUUGCGUCAAGGACCACGUUGGUUGAGUUACAUAGACAGGAAGGGAAGACCCAUGGCGGCAUUAUUAGUCCAAUUUGCAUUUGGAUUACUUGCCUAUCUUGUGUGUAUCCCUGGAACAAACGCCACAUUUCAAGUGUUUGAAUGGAUGCUAAGUCUUUCGGGCCUUUGUGUCUUGUUCACCUAUUUCGCAAUUUGUGUCAGUCAUUUACGAUUCCGCCGGGCAUUAAGCGUGAGAGCACGGGUCGCCAGUGAAGAACUAGUGUUUACCGGUCCAAUCUGGUGUUCAUGGUAUGCGAUAAUUUCGAUCAUCAUUGUUUUAGUUUUGCAAUUCUGGGCCGCGCUUUGGCCACCGCCAACACCAGGAUCACCCUACAAUCCUAGUGCAGAUCCGCAAAACUUAUUCAAGAUCUAUUUGGGUGGAGUGGUAUUAUUAAUUUUCUGGUUUGGACACAAGAUAUACAAUUACAAAGUAAAGCACAUCCCAUUGACGAAAUUAUGGCUUAGUGCAAAGGAAAUUGAUGUGGACACGGGCAGGAGAGUGGUUGAUUUAGAACAAGUUAAACAACAAAUCGCUGAAGAGAAACUCCUGUUGCAGAAUAAACCCUGGUGGUACAAAGUGAUGGGAUUCUUCUGUUAG
Spathaspora passalidarum NRRL Y-27907 is the source of this 1977-nucleotide messenger RNA. It is a transcript of the gene AAP1, whose product is annotated as Aap1p. Gene Ontology annotation, biological process: amino acid transmembrane transport. Lineage: Eukaryota; Fungi; Ascomycota; Pichiomycetes; Serinales; Debaryomycetaceae. The transcript has 2 exons. Gene Ontology annotation, cellular component: membrane. The record is from RefSeq and is a predicted model, not a curated record. The coding region runs from base 1 to 1977 and encodes 658 amino acids. Gene Ontology annotation, molecular function: amino acid transmembrane transporter activity.